Messenger RNA from Benincasa hispida (wax gourd), 2055 nucleotides. Its product is annotated as Cysteine/Histidine-rich C1 domain family protein. Gene Ontology annotation, molecular function: zinc ion binding. Lineage: Eukaryota; Viridiplantae; Streptophyta; Magnoliopsida; Cucurbitales; Cucurbitaceae. The record is from RefSeq and is a predicted model, not a curated record.
UUUCUAGCCACAACCCAUUUCAUCCCAACACUCGCAGUUUUGCUGAGUAAUAUCAAACAGCGAACCAAGUCGGACCAAACCGUCAAUUGUUGGUUCAGUUUGGUUUUCAAUUUUAUGUAUGUAUUUAAACAGUUCGAUUUCAGUCAAACCAUGUCGAACCGCUUACACCCCUUAUUGAAACAAAUAAAAUUACAAAGCCAAAACAUCAAAAGCCACAAAAUAAGCUAACUUAAAUUAUUAUAAACAAAAUAUUCGACCAAAAUCCUAAACAGUCAUUGUUUAAUAUUAAGGUAUAUAAACCAAUGGCUUUGCAUAAAUCAAAUCUUGGAAAUUGCCUAAUAUUCCUUACAGAUUCAUGCCUUAUCUUACAAUUCAACAAAGCCAUAUCUAUAAUCAAUACUCUCGAGGCUGCAAUCCUCAUAUAUUUAUAUAUAUAUAUAUCAAUGAAAUCCAUCUCAAAAUUCUUUUCUUGAUUGCAUCACAGAAAAGAAAUAGAUACAUCAAAAUCUAUAAAUUUUAGUUGGAAAUAAUUAGUACAUAUUCCUUUGGUGGGUAUGACCAAAUAUGCUUUGUGGGUAUCAAUGAUUGUGCCUUCUUCACAUUUGGGAUUAAUUCCCUUCCAAUGCCUUAUAAUUUACCAUCUUCUCAAAGCAUACAAUUCCCCCACCUUUUGCUUCAUUUUCAAGCCAAACACAACCCCAAUAAUACUCUAAACCACUCUUUUUUUAAUCCUAUAAGCCAAUCUUCUCUCUCUCUCUACCCCCUCAUAGUUUGAAGGAAAGUCUAAAUUAGUUGGUUUGACUGAAAUAUGUAUGUCAAGGAGUCAAAGACAGUUACCUUGAAGCUUUUCCUUGAGUAUAUAUAUGAUCCUUAUUGUUUUACUUUAGCAGAGGCCACAAAUUGAAGAUGAAGUACAAUGAGAUCUCUCACUUCAGCCACCCACAACACAAGCUCAAGUUUGAGUACUCAGAGUUUCCAUUCAAGUGUGAUGGCUGCAAGGAGGUUGGUAUAGGCUCUCGUUACAAAUGCACGGUCUGUGACUUUGACCUCCACGUGCAUUGUGCCAUCCCUUCCUCCUCUAUCUCACACCCUUUCUACACCAAAUGCUCCUUCCAGUUCAUGUCUCGCCUGCCUGGCAACACUCCUCGAUUCUGCAAUGCCUGUGAGAAGGAUGUCACUGGUUUCAUUUACCACUGCAAAGCUUGUGGUUUUGAUCUUCACCCAUGCUGUGCCAAGCUCCCGAUGGCACUCAGCGACGGUGAAAUCAAGCUCUACCUUUACAAGAAAGUGAGUGCAUCGUGUCACAAGUGUGGGCGGAAGGGAAGAAGCUGGAGUUAUAGGUCUUCGUGUAAGAAGUACAAUCUACAUGUAGCUUGUGUGAAAGAAAUGCUUGAGGAGAGCUGGCAUGAAUUGCAUUUUGGAACAGGGAAAUCUAUCAAAUUGGAGACAAGAAUUCCUAGUCUUAAGAAUACUCUUCAGACUCAUCACAACAAGGGCAAGGGUAAGAUGAAGAGGUGUUGUGAGAUGGCUGGUAUGGCCGUCCAAACUGUUAUAUCUGCAGUGCUGGGAGAUCCAACGGUUCUGAUCGCCGGGGUCAUUGGGGUCCUAAUAUCAGCAGCAUAAUUGUCCGUGACGUCAAGUUAGGAUUAGGAUUAGUAUCAGGUUUGUUUGGUAUGAACUUGCUUGUAGGAUAUCAGACCAUCAUGAAUCUCAUGAUAUCAUUUAGUUGUAGCCAAAAUUCCAGAAACCUAACAUGUUAGUUAUUUCUCUAAUAUAGUAGAUCACUUAUCUGACCAAAAGAGAGAAGAAAUAUUAAUUUUCUUACAAGAACUGAAUUUCCAGUGAGUUCACAUAAUAUAAUCUAAAAAGGCAGUCUACCAAAAAAGGAAGAUGAAGGAGAAAAAAAAAAAAAAGAAAAAAAAAAGAAAGCCACAGCCUGCAUAUUCUCCAUCUUUAGUCCUGAAUCUCUCAUGUAUCAAAAAAGCUUCUCUCUAUAUAUAUAACACAACAUAUUUACAAUGACUGAACAGCAAAGAUGCUGAAACUAAACACAAA